CGGGUGAUCGCCGCCUCGAGCCGCAGCAGCGCCGCGACGAGGUCUGUGCUAGACGGCGCCCCACUCGCAUCACCCAUUGUGUCUCACACCCUCGUUUUCCGCUUGCUUGUUUGUGUGUUGAGGGUGGGGAAGCGGGAGCUGUCUUGUCUCCUUCCUUCGGUUGCUUCAGUGAUCUGUCGAAUUUUUGGCUUGCACUUUGCCUCCGCGACUCAACCGGGGGACACAGAAGAAAAAACAGGAUGUACCCCACACUGGUGCAGCUGCGUCCGUGCUCCACUUCAGUCUGCCUCUCCGCCGCGCCCUCGCCCCCACAACGGAGAGGCGAGGAGAUAGGAAGGGGUAGGGGUGAAGAUGCGUUUGUGUAUCUGUGUGUUGGUGUUUAA
Messenger RNA from Trypanosoma grayi, 383 nucleotides. RefSeq lists its product as hypothetical. The annotation marks the transcript as partial. NCBI's taxonomy places the organism in Eukaryota, Euglenozoa, Kinetoplastea, Trypanosomatida, Trypanosomatidae. The record is from RefSeq and is a predicted model, not a curated record. The transcript has a single exon.